This is a messenger RNA of Sphaeramia orbicularis (orbiculate cardinalfish), 5527 nucleotides long. RefSeq names its product forkhead box K1 (gene foxk1). Gene Ontology annotation, molecular function: DNA-binding transcription factor activity, RNA polymerase II-specific; RNA polymerase II cis-regulatory region sequence-specific DNA binding; protein binding. NCBI's taxonomy places the organism in Eukaryota, Metazoa, Chordata, Actinopteri, Kurtiformes, Apogonidae. The transcript has 10 exons. Gene Ontology annotation, biological process: regulation of transcription by RNA polymerase II. The coding region runs from base 152 to 2182 and encodes 676 amino acids. The record is from RefSeq and is a predicted model, not a curated record.
CCGCUCCGGUUCUCGCACCGACCAGGACUCCAUGUUGUUCCGAAAGCCACGGAGCGAACAAGUGCCCUGGCCAAAAACUCUCACGUUGCAACUGUGUGUGCGAGAAGUACAGUGUGUGCGCGUGUGAGUGUGUUGACCCAUCCGAGAGAAGAUGGCAGACUACCGGGACGACACCGGGGCUCGAGCCCUUCUUGCUUUACAGUCGGCACCGUGCAGUCCCGUGCGCGUCGCUGUGACCUCGCACGGAUAUCACCAGCCUUCUUUCGCCCUCCUGGGUCCCCCGGUGAUGGAAGCCCGCACCGACGCCGGGAUCCUUCCCGUGCGCCUGGCUUCCCCUCCGCUGCAGGCCCUGGCCAGGCUCGAGGGCCGGGACUUUGAGUUUGUCAUGCGCCAGAGGUCGGUCACCAUAGGCCGGAACUCAUCUCAUGGCUCCGUGGACAUUAACAUGGGUCACUCGAGUUUCAUUUCGCGGCGGCACUUGCAAAUCACUUACGACGAUUCAACGGGCUUCUCCCUCCGGUGUUUGGGGAAAAACGGCGUGUUCGUUGACGGGGUGUUCCAGCGGAGAGGGGCUCCGCCGCUGCUGCUGCCCAGAGAGUGUGUGUUUCGUUUUCCCAGUACAGUCAUAAAGAUCCAGUUCAUGUCACUCCUGGAGGUCGAGGAGCAGCGAGAGAAGGAGCAGCCCUCUCCUCCCGCCCGGCCGCUCCUUCCUCACAUUUCCCCUCUGAAAAUCAGCAUUCCCACAAUGCAGCAGCAUGAAGAGCACAUCAGGGUGUUCGGCUCUCCACUGCCCUCACCCACAGGCACCAUCAGUGUUCCAAACUCCUGUCCGGCCAGUCCAAGAGGGGCAGGGUCAUCAGGGUACCGCUAUGGACGCAACGUGACCUCUGACCUCCAGUUAGCAGCUGAAUAUGCUGCCAAGGCUGUUUCUGAGCAGAGGAGAAGCAUUGCUGAGCAGAGAGGAGGAGGAAAUGAGCAGCGAGGGGAAUCUGCAGGUGGUGACAGCCCCAAGGAUGAGUCCAAGCCACCUUAUUCCUAUGCACAGCUGAUCGUUCAGGCCAUUUCUUCUGCGCCUGACAAACAGCUGACUCUUAGUGGCAUCUAUGCCCACAUCACCAAACACUACCCCUACUAUCGUACUGCAGACAAGGGCUGGCAGAACUCAAUCAGACACAACCUUUCUCUGAACCGCUACUUUCUGAAAGUGGCCCGAUCUCAGGACGAGCCUGGAAAAGGGAGUUUUUGGCGUGUGGAUUCUGCAUCAGAGAGCAAGCUGGUGGAGCAAGCCUUCAGGAAAAGACGGCAAAGAGGGGUGGCCUGCUUCAGGACGCCCUUCGGACCUCUGUCCUCCAGAACAAAGAGUGCUCCUGCAUCUCCGACCCAUCAGGGCCUUCUGUCUCCUCCCUCCAGUGGACUGCAGACUCCUGAGUGUCUGAGCAGGGAGGGGUCUCCAAUCCCCCACGAUCACCAUGAGCAGCUGGCCAAUAAACUGGCCUCUGUACCUGAGUACAGGUACUCCCAGAGCGCCCCAGGAUCUCCGGUCAGCGCUCAGCCCGUCAUCAUGGCGGCACCUCCUCACCUGCCCUCGGGUCCAGGGAAAGCCCUCGCCUUAGUUCCGGGUGGAGGUGGGCAGCUGCAGCCCAUCCACCUGCUCCAGAACCCGGCCCAGUCCUCAGUCACUAUGGUGCGUGUGGUUAGCAGCGCCCUUCCACCCUCCAACCCCCCCAACGGGUACAGUUCUGCUCUGCAAGCAGGGAUGGACACCAGCACUGAGCUCAGAGAAGCCCAACUGAACAGAGAGCGAGUGAUUCACACAGUGGACGGUGCAGUGCAGGGUGGAGAUAGACGCAGCCUGGCUCCAGGUUUACAUCAACUUCCUGUUCGUCCUGUUACCCAGAAUGGCAAACACACCACUGCUGUUGUUGCCACAGCAACCAGCCUUGCUAAUGCUUCUGUCCUGAGUAGUCCUCUGCAGAUCCUGGCUGCCCAGGCGUCCAGCUCUCCCCCGGUACUGGUGAACAGACAGUCCAGCGCAGAGGCCGAGCAGCCCGCUGAACCCCAGGCCAAACGGCCCAAAAUGGACGACGAGGCCGGGACCGAAUCUACUCAACACCAAGUCACGCCUGCCCAGCAACCCGUCAUUGUUGCCAUGACAUCACAAUCCCACGACCCAAGGAAAUAAAAGCCAGGGCCUCUCACCAGGUACCUAAUGGACAGCAUCAUCAUUAUUGUCCCCUCACUGCUUCUUUGUCUUUUAUACUUAUUUGAUAUGACUGCAGCCAACACGGCCAAAAAAAAAAAGUCCAAGCAGCCUGUCUCGGCAGAAGGGAAUCCAGUUUUAAGGAUCAUGUAAACUUUCAAAUGCAUUAAAUGAGUCAAUCUUUCAGGAUUUUUCAGCUUUACGGUCUUUUUAAUCAUUAUCAUUCACUUACAACACAAGGAAGGAAUGUAAAGCAAGUAUUAUACAUUUCUAUAUCAUUUCAGCGCUACCUACUCUGAUUCAAAAGGUGGACACCGUCAGCUUUUCCUCCAGUUGACGGAGCAGAUGAAUUGGUUACUAUCACUCUCAGGCCAAAGAUCUCAAUCUAUAUUUUCGAUUAGAGUCGCUGCUUGAUUUAAAAACCAAGGAAUGUGUGUUAGCCUACAUUUACAGAAUGUUUGACACAGUCAUGGACAGAGAGGAGAAGAGGAUUUAGCUGCAUUUGGCCAAGCCUGUCCUGGUAGAUGAGGCUUAGAAGAACAGACUGUUUCAGGUGUGAUGCACCUAUUAUAAGCAGCGACAGUUUUAAGGGCCUUAAACGGCGGUUGGACAAGGAUCUGUGGUUCUGCAGUAGUGGUGCAGGUCAAGAGUUUGAGCAGACUGGGACUUAUACACCAACCAGCAAAGGCUGUGUUUAAAGGGCAACAACUGUGGCUUGAAAUCUAAAGCAAAGGUGGAAGCAUCUGAAAGCAGACAUUUGAUUCUAGCUCCAAAAAAGACCAGCUACAUCCACACUUUGGCAUUUCAGAUUUCUGAAAAUUAGGAUGCAGCCAUCCCUACCUUGGUCUUACCUCUAUAUCUACAUGUACCUCCCUGGCUGGUUGAUCCCUCUAAUCUAAAUUAUUGGACAAAUUUAUCAUUUUAUCACUACUAAUGACUCCAUUUACAGCAAGAAAGCUGUUAUGCAGGUAUAUAAUAGGGUCAGGUCAAGGGAACACACACAUCUGUGAGAAAAAUCAAAGUGUCUCUUAUCCUAUUCUGCAUGCACUCAUUUGUUAGCUUAUUACUAUGAUGUAUAGUAAAUGUUUGUAUUAAAAAUAUGUGACUUGUUUUCUAGACACAUUGGUCCUUACAUCAUAAUAGGAUCUAGAAUUGAAACUGUGUUACUUUAAAUCUGUAUCAAUAAGUCCAGAAGUUUCCAAUAUAUUUUCCUAAAUUUUGACAUCUGUGUAGCUUUAUAUGUUGUUAACAUAUCAUAGGCAAAUUUAAGUGACUUUCCUGUGGGAACCACAUGUUAAGCACUUUGGCGUAAACUUUGUCAAAAUCAGUGACAUGUUGAUGAAACCGUGUUACUGAGCACAUUUAAAAACAUUUUUGGUCAAAAAUUGCAUUUUAUGCAAUUAUCAUCCUUACUAUGUUUAAGUACUUACAGAUACUUACUGAAAUAUGUAACAUACGUAGAUAUAGGUUAUACAUGUAUAAAAUUUGAGCCCAUGUCACUGCUUGACCUGACCAAAUAGGCAAAAAACUAGUGUAGACAGAGAUUGUCUUUGAAGAACUUGUGUGGAGAAUUUUCAUUUUAUAAUGAAAAUGCACUCAUUUGGAUCUAAGUCAGAUAGUUUUAGGACUUUUUCUGGUUUCAUUCUCUUUGCUCAUACACCUAUUGUUAAUACAUUUAUACUGUUAGAACGUGUAUACAUAAGGCUGUAAUGUCGGCCAUGUCAGGUCUUGAUUGAAAGGUGUGGUAUAGAGAUGCUCACCUGCUGAGUCAGACUUUCAGAGCCUCAGUUUAUUGAAUUAAACAUAUUUUUUCUUGUCGGACAGCUGUACUGUCAAGAGGUUACACUAACUAGACUGUCAAAUGAUUUAUUUAAUGAAGUGUAUCAGUUUACUGUACUGGUAAGUUAACGAUAGUAUUAACUCGCUCAUCACCACUUUCGUCCGACUGUGGGCACCUGUGGCUCCAAAACUCUAAAACUAAGGUUAGUCUGUUUGUCACAGUAGGCUGACAGUGAUGUUGGUAAUUAGUAUUGAUGUUUCAAGUAACAUAUCACACGCUAAAAGUAACUUAAUGUAAGAGUUAAUGCAAUCGUAGGUUGUGAUGAAGUACUGGCAAAUGUUAAAUAUGACAAAUGUUCGAGCUGUAGAUGAAUACAGUUAACUAUUACAAAUGUUCACUUGGGGUUCAGGUAUGUUGUUAGCUUAGCUUAGCCAUUACAAGUCAUAACCAGAAUGUACCCCCACUCUCUGACCUGUGUGCGCUAUCUGACGUACAACUAAUCAUCUGUUUCUACACCAGCCACCGUCACGGUCCUGAAAACUGCUGCUGCUGCUUUAAGUCCACAUUAUAGAAUCUAAUGAGACGCGUUAAUGCUGCAGGUUGUCUGUCUUAAACGAGUGAAUUCUAAAUGAAAGGUUAAGAGCUGAAUGUGAGGCAUCUCUUGUUCUCACUUUUUUGUGUAAAGAAUAAAAAAAAGUUGUUUUUUUUGAAGAAUUAAUAGGAGGAAUCCCAAUGUCUGCAUUCACUGGUUUAUCAGUGUGAAGCUCCUGUGCAGAGAAAUAAUGUGGACAGUAAAGAAGUGUCAGGAGCAGGAGAGGGGAAUGGUUAAAAAAAAACAAACAGGGGAAACUAGUUGAAACGACUGAAGUGGAGCUAACCUAAUGUAGACAAAGUGAUUGUUUUUUUGUUUUUUUUCAGUAGUGGUAAAAGGAGAAAUGGAACAGCCUGUGCAUACAGUUGUGUUUGUCUUAGCACAGAAGCAUUAUUGUAAUAAUCCUUAAAGCCUUAAAUAUUUCUACAUUUUGUCAUUUUAUCUUAACCUGUAGACAGCUUUACCUUUUUAGGAUGUUAACACGCCGCUUCUAACAGUUCAGCAACACUACAACGAUGACAGUUAACGUUGCAUCAAUAGACUUUCAGUUUUAUCAGGGGAAGGGCGGGACCAACACACGACCACAAUUUUUCAACUGCGCUCUUUUUUUUUUUUCUCCUUUCUUUACGGUACUUCUGAUUUCUCUAUUCAUGGCACUGUUUUCUUUCAUUUUGCAUUUUCCUGACGUGUCAUUCACCCAUCUUUUCCUUUGUCCCAGUCUACCUCUGCCCCCACCCCAAGUCUCAAACACUGCCUUAAACUAGAUGUUCUUUACCCCCCCCCCCCCCACCACCACCACCUCUGUUCUCUCAUUCUCACUCUGCCUUUAGCUUUCCUGAAUGUCCUCACACAUUUUUUUUUAGCUGGCAAUCAGGCACAAUUUGCUCAAGAUUCAGUGAUUGUUGCACAUUUAAAAAAAAAAAAAAAGCGUAAUGAUUGUAUGCUGCUCUAUCUG